GGCUCGGUCUUCGUGUCGUGGAUCUGAUCUGGACAGGGGUCACAAGUCUCUCUGUGUCUUUUUACUGAAGGAUUUUGUUGGAGAAGUGACCUAAAGUCGACGCACACAGCAGCCAUGGCAGACAAAGACGAGAUGAGGAAGCCCAAGAAAAAGAGUGCGACUAUUUUUGGCUUCCCAAUAAGCAUCUUUUUCAUUGUCGUCAAUGAGUUCUGCGAACGAUUCUCCUACUAUGGCAUGCGAGCCGUGCUCGUGCUGUACUUCAAGUACUUCCUGAGAUGGGAUGAUGACUUUGCCACCACUAUCUACCAUACCUUUGUGGCUCUCUGCUACCUGACACCCAUCCUAGGAGCCAUAGUGGCUGAUUCAUGGCUCGGCAAGUUCAAGACUAUUGUUUACCUGUCCAUCGUUUAUGCACUGGGACAGGUUGUCUUGGCAGUAAGUGCUAUCCAUGACAUCACGGAUGCAAACAAAGAUGGCACCCCCGACAACAUGACCUUCCACAUAGCUCUGUCCAUGGUGGGUUUGCUCCUUAUUGCCCUGGGUACAGGAGGCAUCAAACCCUGCGUGGCUGCCUUUGGUGGAGACCAGUUUGACGACGAUCAGGAGAAACAGAGAAGCACCUUCUUCUCCAUCUUCUACCUGUCCAUCAAUGCUGGCAGUCUAUUGUCCACUGUCAUCACUCCCAUCCUCAGAGCUCAGGAGUGCGGUAUUCACACCCAGCAGAAGUGCUACCCACUGGCCUUUGGUGUCCCUGCUGCUCUCAUGGUGGUAGCUCUGAUUGUGUUCAUUGUUGGAAGUGGGAUGUACACUAAGAACGCCCCUCAGGGCAACAUCUUGGUCAAAGUCUGCAAAUGCAUCGGGUUUGCUAUCAAGAACCGCUUCAGGCAUCGUGCCCCUGAAUACCCGAAGAGAACCCACUGGAUGGACUGGGCUGAGGAGAAAUACGAUAAACUCCUGAUUGCUCAGGUGAAGAUGGUGCUGAAGGUGCUGUUCCUCUACAUCCCUCUGCCAAUGUUCUGGGCUCUCUUUGACCAGCAGGGCUCCAGAUGGACCCUCCAGGCAACCACCAUGGACGGUGACUUUGGACUUCUUAUAAUCCAGCCUGAUCAGAUGCAGACUGUCAACCCUAUCUUGAUCCUGGUUUUGGUGCCAAUCAUGGACAGUUUGAUCUACCCGCUGAUUGCCAAGUGCAAAUUAAACUUCACUCCAUUAAAGAGGAUGACUGUUGGGAUGUUCCUUGCUGCUCUUGCAUUCAUUUGUGCUGCCCUGGUCCAAAUACAAAUUGAUAAAACUCUGCCUAAGUUCCCAUCAAGCACUGUUGGCCAAGCAAAGUUCAUCAACAUGCUGGACAGAUCGCUGGACGUCAAAGCUGGAACCAACGAGUUCACCUUGAAGCCUUACACGGCCAAUGAUGAUUACCUGAACUUUGAUGAUCCAUUUCUACUGAAUCUAGGGGUAAAUGCCACUUACCCAACUGAUUUAGUGGAUGGUAAUCGUAGCACUGUAGUCAUCGUUCAGGAUGGGUCUCUACCUAAACCUUUAGGGUUCGUGGACAUCAAAACAAAGCCGGAACAGGGCGCUAAUGAUAUCAGAUUUUUUAGUGGCUAUGACUCACUUUUGAAUGUAACAGUGGGUGACCAGGACUUUGGGGAGAUCACCACCAACAACAUGUCAAAAUAUGUUGGGGUACCACGGGGACUAGCAAAGUUCCUGAUCAAGAGUACUACUGGACAAGAGUGUGUCUACAGUCAAGAGCUGGGCUUCGGCAGCUCCUUCACCGUGAUCAUCCCGCCAACUUUCACAUUUGGACAAAAUUGUGAACAGAACAUCCAUCCAGUGAUGGACAUCAAGCCCAACACCUUCCACAUGGCCUGGCAGAUUCCUCAGUAUUUCCUCAUCACUGCAGGAGAGGUGGUCUUUUCUGUCACCGGCCUGGAGUUCUCCUACUCACAGGCACCCAGCAACAUGAAGUCUGUGCUGCAGGCUGGUUGGCUGUUCACUGUUGCUGUAGGUAACAUCAUUGUGCUCAUUGUGGCCGAGGCUGCAACGCUCCCAGAUCAGUGGGCCGAGUACAUCCUCUUUGCCUCUCUGCUGCUGUUAGCGUGCUCCAUCUUUGCCUUCAUGGCUUAUUUCUACACCUACAUUGACCCAACCCAGGAAGAAGCCCGGUUUGCCCAGAGGGAGCAGGAAGAGUGUAGAGAUGAACAGGUGCAACUCUUUGAGAACCGCAAGGAGGACAGGAGGAGCUCUGACUCCAGCUCUGACGAGGAGGAAGUCAAACAGACCAAGAUCUAAAGCGGUCAUCCUCCACGGCUUUUCCCUCUUUUGUACAAAUGCUGCUUGGUUCUGUGUUUCAUGUCUGAGUCCAGUACACUACUGAACAUGUCGUGGUUAGAAUGAAUGAAUGGAUGGAUGAGUGAAAUGGUGCUGAUGUUAGCAGAACACAGAAACAGGGCUUUGAUGAUUAAGCUCUUGGUGUACAGUGUUGGUGAAGGGAUAAAUCAAACACUGUUAUCACCAUUUCAGCAAAAAACUUUGAGAGAAAAUUCAUUUAAAGAGGUUACUCAUAUCAUUAAAAUCCCCAGAACUUUACUGGUUAAUAAUUUGUGCUUUCACUGUUGUAAAAAUGUUUUACAAUGAUUUAUUUUGCACUGUACGUAGCAACAUCUACAUAUGUAAUUUCUAGUUUCAUAGGAUUGUAUGAUGUGCCCAAGUAAACAUACAAAGAAACCAUUCCAACAUGUAUUUAUUUCCAAGCACAGUGUUGUAUGUAUUGUAAUAUAUUGUGUUUUAUAUGUGUAUGAUAUUCUCAUCUGCUCCAGGGAAAAAAUCUAACACCAAAUACUGCUUAUUGAGUCAGAAAAUGUUUAAUUAUAUUCCAUAUUCAAUCUCAGAUUUCAUCUUGGCCCGGUAGAACACUGCCCUGUGAUAAUGGCUGCUCACCAAAGUCUUCAAUAAAGAUGCUAGCAAGG
This is a messenger RNA of Epinephelus moara (kelp grouper), 2972 nucleotides long. Its product is annotated as solute carrier family 15 member 1-like. Gene Ontology annotation, molecular function: dipeptide transmembrane transporter activity. NCBI's taxonomy places the organism in Eukaryota, Metazoa, Chordata, Actinopteri, Perciformes, Serranidae. Gene Ontology annotation, cellular component: membrane. The record is from RefSeq and is a predicted model, not a curated record. Gene Ontology annotation, biological process: transmembrane transport; oligopeptide transport.